Messenger RNA from Cyphellophora attinorum, 2469 nucleotides. RefSeq names its product Cystathionine gamma-synthase. Bases 1 to 2469 code for a protein of 822 amino acids. Gene Ontology annotation, molecular function: cystathionine gamma-synthase activity; pyridoxal phosphate binding. Gene Ontology annotation, biological process: transsulfuration. NCBI's taxonomy places the organism in Eukaryota, Fungi, Ascomycota, Eurotiomycetes, Chaetothyriales, Cyphellophoraceae. The transcript has 2 exons. The record is from RefSeq and is a predicted model, not a curated record.
AUGGCAAAGGUACAGCUUCCAGAUACUCACCCUUUCGGCACCGCUGUGCCCUUUGCCGACAGGACUACUGACCACAAUGUCCUAACACACUUGCCGGAAUGGGAGAACUUACUCAAAUUUGUCGCUGGCGACCCUAUGAUCUUUCAGAGAGUCGUCAACUUCUACCCAAGAGUGCUUCCACAAGAACACGUGAAAAAGCUGAGCAAGGCUUUGGUGGACACUGUCGAGGGAAGUGAGGGCAAGACAUGCAUGAUCUUCACGGACCCAGGCUCGCCUAAGGCUUGUAUCGACUUCAUCACUGCGGAAACGCGGAAGGAUGCCAAGGUGUCUCCUGAGGGCUUGUCAAGCCAUGCCUUCGAUGUUGGUCCGCACCGGUUGUGGACAGUCUUCUACCCAAUACCAACCUCUCGCAACGCUACUGGCGAGUUCUGGCAGACUCCAGGCGUUGGCAUAUCCACGAGACAAGCCCAGGACGCGUUGAAGUACCUCGACCAGAUAAAGGAGAUCCCGCUCGACUCACCCUUCCAGCCCCCCACCUCCGAAGCCGAUACCAUCGCCCAGCAGCUCCGCGAACGUAUCAUCAGCUACGUGAAUCGCGCCCCAUUGACCAAGACUUCCCGCCCCACCCCAUCAGACGUCUAUCUCUUCCCAACGGGCAUGGGAGCAUUUUACCGCCUCCACCACUACCUCACCGCCCACUACAACCUCCCCACAGUAGCCUACGGCUUCCCCUUCCACAACACCAAAGACCUCUUCGAGUGGUUCCCCUCUCCCUCGCCGUACCUGUUCCUCGGCAAUGGCGACGCCGCCGAUCUCGAGAAGCUUAGAUCCCACCUCGCCGUCCUUCGCUCCCAAGGCACCAAAUUACAAGCUCUCUGGACCGAAUUUCCUUCCAACCCAGCCUGCGUGACCCCAGACCUUCAGUCCCUCCGCCAACUCGCCGACGAGUACAAAUUCAUCCUCAUCGUCGACGACACCGUCGGAGGCACCGCCAACGUCGACGUCCUCGCCGCCGCCGACAUCCUCAUCACCUCCCUCACAAAGGCAUUCUCGGGGUACGCAGACGUCAUGGGCGGAAGCAUUGUCCUAUCACCCGCCUCCCCCUUCUAUACCGAACUGGUAUCCAUCCUGACAAAGUCCUACCGCAACGAAAUGCACUGGACCGAUGCUCAACAACUCCUCACCAACAGCGAGAACUACCUCGAGCGUAGCGCAAUCCACAACACCAACGGCGCCGCGCUAGCGACAUACUUCGCCGAGGAAGCAGCGAAGCCCAACUCCCUCAUCGCAAAAGUCUACCACCCCCUCGCCCUGCCCGACUCUUUACCGUUCUACAAGCAGUACCUCCGCCCCUCGGCCCCCGAAUUUCCGAACCCAGGGUACGGCCUCCUGCUUACAAUCGACUUCAUCAACGAGGCAGCGCAAGCGGCGUUCUACGACGCGGUUAAGUUGCUGAAAAGCCCGCAUUUGGGGUGUCAUGUUACGCUGGUGCUGCCGUAUGUGAAGGGUGUGUUUGGGAUGUUGGGGCAGUUGGAGGAGGUGGCGGAGUGGGGGAUUACGGAGACGCAGAUGCGGAUUGCGCCGGGUCUGGAGGAUGCGGAGGGGUUGGUUGGGGAGUUUAGCAGGGCGAUGGGGGUGGCGGAGGAGGUGGUUGCGAAGGCGGCAACGGAGGUGCCACUGCAGCCUGUCACUUUGGGCUACCACAGCAACAUCGCGCAGCAGGUCAACGCGACCAUCACCAUCGAUCCUAUCCAGCUCAUCACAGCGGGCCUCGGCUACAAAUGCAACAUGUACUCCGAUCUCGCGUGCGAAGCCUUGCCCCGAGACAUAAGAGACACCACCAGUUGCGAAAGCAUCAGUGGCAACUCAAUUAUCUGCUUCCGUCAGGAAAAGUUCAACAACCCACCGACCGGCGCUGAGGGCAAGUUGUUCCUCAGCAGCAACCUCGUACAGUCCAACAAAGAGGGCGGCGAUAUGCUCGGCCGCGCAGCACGACAGGCUUGUGGCGAGGUGGGAUGCGAUUCCUCCAGUCGGCUCCUUGAUGUACAGAACCCUCAUUUAGAGCCCACUACAAUCACUGUCACCAUGCGAGGCAAAUACAACAACGUCGAGCAGCGAGACUACAUGCUUCGUGUCCUGCAGGAGGCCUUCAACUUGGCGCAAUCGGAGCGACGGAACAAUCCACUGGCUUUCGUACGAGGACCCAGCUUCACUGAUCUGGACGGUCCUUUCAACUGGGAUAUUCCGACGUUUGGUGAGGCGUUUUUGAGCGACGCUGCUGGGCGACAGUUAGCGCACAUGUCUGCUCUCAUCACCAGUGAGGAGCAAGAGAAGGAGGAGCGCUGUGAGAACACUGUGGGAAAGAUCAGCGAGGCUGCUAUUGGAGCUAUACCUGGUAUUGGAGGUGUUGCUGGGCUGAUUUUCAAGAUUACCUGCGUGGGGAUGGCAAAGGCGUCGGAAGGAGCUUGA